This is a messenger RNA of Myxocyprinus asiaticus (Chinese sucker), 1278 nucleotides long. RefSeq names its product GS homeobox 2 (gene gsx2). The transcript has 2 exons. Bases 65 to 793 code for a protein of 242 amino acids. Gene Ontology annotation, cellular component: nucleus. NCBI's taxonomy places the organism in Eukaryota, Metazoa, Chordata, Actinopteri, Cypriniformes, Catostomidae. Gene Ontology annotation, biological process: regulation of DNA-templated transcription. The record is from RefSeq and is a predicted model, not a curated record. Gene Ontology annotation, molecular function: sequence-specific double-stranded DNA binding; DNA-binding transcription factor activity, RNA polymerase II-specific.
GCAACCCCAUCAGUGUGGUAUCUCUGCUGGUCAGCAUCAGCAUCUUGUGUAGCCAGGAGCAAUCAUGUCGAGGUCUUUCUACGUAGACUCUUUGAUUAUCAAGGAUCCUGUGCGCCCUGCUCUGAGCGAGCAUACGAGUCAAGAUUUUCUCAUCCCUAUCAGCAUGCACUCUCCCGGCGUGAUGAGCGUGACUGCACCUGUUUGCCCGUCCCGGAAGACCGGCACUUUCUGUGUCUGCCCGCUCUGCGUCACCUCGCAUAUCCACUCUCACCGGGGCGGAAUCCCACUACUGAAGGGACAGGGCUUCUCCGCCGGUGACGUGACUUUCUGUCAGAGGGUAGCACACCAACAGAGCACCGCGUUAGCUCACCCGGGACAUGGACACGCGCCUGUCUGCACGCCCACAAGCUACAGCGUCACUGACCCUCGGAGGUAUCACUGUCUCUCUCUAGGUGCGUCUGAUAACAGUCACAUACAGAACGGCAAACGGAUGCGCACCGCCUUCACCAGCACUCAGCUUCUUGAGUUGGAGCGCGAAUUCUCAUCUAACAUGUACCUGUCGCGCUUACGCAGGAUCGAAAUCGCAACGUAUUUAAACUUGUCAGAGAAACAGGUAAAAAUAUGGUUCCAAAACCGCCGCGUUAAACACAAGAAAGAAGGCAAAGGUACGCAGCGAAGUGCGCAUGCAGGAUGCAAAUGCUCAGGAAAUCACACACACUAUCCGCGCUCAGAAGACGAAGAAUCCCUGUCACCUGUCUCAGUCACAGAGGAGAAGGAGACUUCGCCCGUUUAGGGCCGACAGGAACAUCACUUACUUAAAUUUGAUACCACACAUUGCACAUUUCAACGACUGAAUUUAAGGGACGAUGUCUUUCCAUCUUUCCAUUACCCAGAAAGUAUGGAUGUUUACUGUCAAUUCAUCCAUGUUUGCUCUCAAAAAAUCGUUUUACUGCGACCCUUACCUGUCAAUUGUUUAAAUAUUCUUAUCUUGCUGCAUUAUGUGACAGAUUGUAAAAUGAUAAUUAAGUGAAAUAACGAUUUACAGUCUAUUUGAAGUAAAAAUGCUGUUGAAAUUGUUCAAAAUGACCACUGGCAAGCUGUCACCCCUGUUCUUUUAAGGGUAGGCCUUUGUUGGACAUAUUCAGUGUUGGAGAUGAGAAAAUAUUUCCUGUGUGAUAUAUUGUAAAUAUGCAGACUGUUAAUCUGUUCUAGACUACUGAGUUUGUUUUCACCUGAAUUUGAUGUGCAUAUUAAAUAAAAUGUGUAUAUUUGUAUUUA